UCAGGCGAUCCUCGGGCAGCUCACGACCCGGAAGUCGCCGCCGGCACGAGGCCCCCGUUGCCGAGCGCGGGCGCGAGGGGCGGAGCUUGGAGGAGACGGGGAAAAGGGUCGCGGCUCCGCUUGGCGGCUCCCUCGGGCGCUGCUGGGCGGGCGUCAGGUCCGCGAGGCGGGCGGCCGCCGUGCCCAGGUAGCACGCCCAGCCGUGGGCAGAGGCGACAUGAGUGCUGCGGGGCUGCUGGCUCCGGCUCCGGCUGCGGCCGGAGCGCCGACGGCCCCGGAGUACUACCCCGAGGAAGACGACGAGCUCGAGAGCGCAGAGGACGACGAGCGCAGCUGCCGGGGCCGCGAGUCGGACGAAGACACAGAGGAUGCUAGUGAAACUGAUCUGGCAAAGCACGAUGAAGAAGACUAUGUAGAGAUGAAGGAACAGAUGUAUCAGGAUAAACUGGCUUCUCUCAAGAGACAGUUGCAACAGCUUCAGGAAGGUACAUUGCAGGAAUAUCAGAAGAGGAUGAAAAAACUAGAUCAGCAGUACAAAGAGAGGAUACGAAAUGCAGAACUCUUUCUCCAGCUGGAAACUGAACAAGUGGAAAGAAAUUACAUUAAAGAAAAGAAGGCAGCGGUGAAAGAAUUUGAAGACAAGAAGGUUGAGCUGAAAGAGAACCUGAUUGCUGAGUUAGAAGAAAAGAAGAAAAUGAUUGAGAAUGAAAAGCUUACAAUGGAACUGACUGGAGAUUCUAUGGAGGUGAAACCCAUCAUGACGAGAAAGCUGCGGAGGCGACCCAAUGAUCCUGUCCCCAUCCCAGACAAGAGGAGAAAACCUGCUCCUGCCCAGUUAAACUACUUGUUAACAGAUGAACAGAUCAUGGAGGAUCUGAGAACAUUAAAUAAGCUUAAGUCACCCAAGAGACCAGCAUCCCCAUCUUCUCCUGAACACUUGCCUGCCACUCCUGUAGAGUCUCCAGCCCAGAGAUUUGAAGCACGGAUAGAAGAUGGCAAACUGUACUAUGAUAAAAGAUGGUACCACAAGAGCCAAGCCAUCUACUUGGAGUCCAAGGACAACCAGAAACUGAGCUGUGUGAUCAGCUCAGUCGGAGCCAAUGAGAUCUGGGUGAGGAAGACAAGUGACAGCACCAAGAUGAGGAUUUACUUGGGUCAGCUUCAGCGUGGGCUCUUUGUGAUCCGCCGGAGGUCAGCGGCUUGACUUUCUACAGUGUUCUUCCCUUGACCCUUUUUCUGGAGUGUUUUUUUGUUUUGUUUUUUUCUUAACAGAAAGUUUUUAACUUGGGAAUUGCUCCUUGGCCUUGGAAAAUGGAGAACACUGUUGUGGAUCCUGCAAGGCACUUUUGUGGCCAACCACUUCAUCUUUGUGUCAUUCUUUCCUGCCUCAACUUCUUCCAGCCAUCGCUCACCAUGAGACUCUUACUUUUGGGAGUAGUGGGAGUUAGAUUUACUUAUUUCUUAAUAUUUUGCUUUUACUUUGUCUCUCCUUUUUUGGGACAUCCUUUGAGUUUGAAGGGACAUCUGUUUUUAUUAAUUAUCUUUAGGUCUUUCAACCAUGAAAAGGAGCAGGAAGGGAUACACUCUACAAUGCAUUUUCAGGUUUUAAAGCUGAUUAGUGGAUCAUGUAGCUUCUCAACCCUUGUUGAGCCCAUUUCACUGUUUCCCCACAUGCAUGGGGCACAGGUCCUAGCAGACGGAAAUUAAUUCUCCUGGCUCUCAGCCUUCUCGGGGAAAUAAAUGCCUCAUGUAACAUCUGGUCUAUGCCAUCCAUCCCACUGGCUGAAACACAGAAACAUCUGCCUGGGAGACAACGUGUACUGAAGUAAAUGGGGCUGGGGGAGGGGGCAUUUUAGAUUCAUACUUGCUGAAGAUACCGUAUUUUAAGUUAUUUAAUACAAGUGGUUUAUUCAGACACAUUUGUUGAAGUUCAGGCUGGAACAUGAGGUGGCCAUUUCAGGAGUUUUCAUUUCUAAGUUAUUUCUCUCCCCUGCUCCCAAGGAGAUUAAGUGGUUCCCGCCAUGGGCUGGUUAUCUGUGUUAUCUAUUGGAGGAAGGGACUGAGAUUGAUAGUGCAAUAGCCAGUGAUCUAGACUCUCACUCGCAAUGCAAGUUGCACUCUUGUUGCUGAUGCCAUUAUUGCCCGUUGGCCAUUCCCAACUCACGGGCCCUUGUCAGCACUCCCAGCCUCCCAGGGAUCUGGCCUCAGUCGAAGACAAAGAAAGCUCUGCUGUCGCUGCCACUAAACUUAGAACACUCUUCCUAAUGUGUACUGAUGAAACAGCCUUCCCUGCCCUCCCUGCUCCCUUUCCCUUGUGCCCCCAAGUGGAGAAAUGAUUCAUUGGGUGAUGGGGUUUCCUAUAUUCUAGUUGUCACCUAAAGAUGUUUAAAGAGUUUGGGGGUGGAGUAACUCUAUUGGAAAUCAGUAGACCUUAUACAUCCUAGGAAAUCUUUGUAAGUAAUUCCUUGGUCUCAAGUGAUUCUCUUUCUGUGGUCUCUUGAUGUACCUGUCCCAAAGCAAGUGGGGCUGUGAUGACAAGUAAAUCACCUUUGAAGUCCUGGCCUCAACAGAGACCAAACCUACUGACUCAGUGGUGACUGUAUAGAUGUAUUUUUAUUUUAAUUUAUAACCCAUUUUUUUCUCUCAUUUUUUUUCUGGUGUUGGGAGUCUCAUUGAGAGAACAGUACAAGUGAUAAUUGAUUAUUAAAAGUUGUCAGGUAUUUUGUGUUUCUUCUCUACCCAUGGGGCCCCCAGUAUUAUGUUUACUAUAGUGAAUCAAGUCCACAGUAAGCAGGGGCUUCACCUCUAUUUCUUCUUGGUGGCCUGUGCUGUGAGGGAGACCUCCCUUGCUUGGAUUGCCACUGUGGUCUGGGUAACAUCUCAGAAUAUCAGGUAGCUAUUGUUUUUCAUUUGUGUGCUCUGAUGGAAAUUUACAUGAACAUAUUUAGUGUGUGUUGUCAUUGAAGGUAGUUUUUCUUUUUAAAUGAUUGUCUUGUCUUCCUAAUAGUACAUCUAAGUUUAUUUUUUUUUUCCAGAAAGGAUUGUGUUGAUAGCUAUUGGUGGGGUCAGCAUCAAAGCAGCAAUAAGUUGCCUUUUUUACUUGCCCUGUCUGGUGGUACCUUCGUGCUUUUAUGAAGUCACUGUUUAUCUGAAGACCAGGGAAUGAGCACUUUGGCCUCUCUUCUGCACAUUUGAGGGUGUUUGAAGCCACACUUUAGCCUGGUCUCGGUCCCAUCACUGCCUUCUGCUCCUCAGUGUCCUCAGCAAUAAUCAUUAUGUAGUGAAAAUGGGGGGAAUAUGAAGAGACUUGAGACACACAGCACAAUGAAUGAAUUCCUAAUCCCAGUAGAUUUAAUUUUUUAUCUAGUUACCCCAGUAAUGAAAAAUCAGUUCAGUCCCUCUGAUGGGUGCUUGUGAUAACCAGGGGUCAAAGAGCUCCCCUGUCAGGAGAUGGAGAUGCUUUUGUGAUGGGCACAAGUGAACCAGAGGCCAAAACACUUGGAGAACCCUAGGAUAAGGGGCUGGCUUUUAGCCCACAUGGCCAUUCUCAUUCCAAAAGGUCUUUAUCUCUCUAGGCCCUGGCUCAGCAGAUGAAUUCCCAAAUUUAGGCUAUUUCCUGCAAUUGAUACUUAGAAAAAAUUGGUCCAGACAAUUUGGAACAAGAACCUAUACAUGUGUUAAUUUGAUCAAGAACCUGUAUGUGUGUUACUCUGAUUAAGAACCUGUAUGUCAUGUGUGUUACUCUGGUCAAGAACCUAUCCAUGUGUUCUGUUUGAGGCAUCUGCCUCAGUAUUAAUGCACAGUGUUUGCUGUGGAUGUGUCCCCAUAUUUAUUUUACCUCUGCUUUGGGGUUUUUGCGUGCAUCCCCCUCUGUCCCUAAGCCAGUAUCCUCUUGAACAAUUUCCAGGUUUCAGUAGCUGUACCAAAGCCAGGAUGUUUUCAUUCAUUUGGAUACCAGUAUUUAUGGAUGUCUAACUACCUAACUUAAUUUUUUAAAAAACUUCUAAUGGGCUAGUGUAGGAUCCCAGAGGCUGAUUUGCGAAUCAAGCUGUUUGUAUUUGUGUGUGAGACACUGUACAGGAUUAGGUGACUUUUCUAAGAGAAA
This is a messenger RNA of Manis javanica (Malayan pangolin), 4105 nucleotides long. It is a transcript of the gene SUDS3, whose product is annotated as SDS3 homolog, SIN3A corepressor complex component. The record is from RefSeq and is a predicted model, not a curated record. Lineage: Eukaryota; Metazoa; Chordata; Mammalia; Pholidota; Manidae.